AUGGUUUCUUUGGACGACCGGCGGAGCCGCAGAGGGCCCUCCUGCCAGCGUCCUCUCGACAAUUUCAACUUGAUUCGGGUCGGUGGUGGAGGGUUGGCUUCUUGGCGGGCCAUCUUCGGGUGUGGCGCCUCUCCAUCUUCGUGGUGGCCAUGGCUGGGGGAGGCCUUUUUGGCUAGUCGCGGGCUUCUCCUUGCCGUCUAUUCCAAGCUCUGCCUUAGCAGUUGUUUGGGGCCGGAGUCUCAUAGCAAGCUCACUCUUGGGUCCAACCGAUUUCUGGUGUUGGGAUCGAUGGGCUCCAUCUAUUGGGGCUGCCUUGGUCUCGGAUGGGGAGGGGCGGCGGUCAUCGAUGCGUGUGUGGCUUGUGGUGAGAAGCCCGAGUUUUCUAACAGCAAUUGUUUUUGGAAGGUUUCUUGUUACGUGUUCGGUGCUGCUGCCUUAGGGCCUGGGGUUGCCGAUUUGCUGGCGGGGAGGAAGAAGGAAGAGGAAUCUAUCUCUCUUCUUGAAUCUACAAGCAAGGAGAGAGAGAGAGAGAGAGAGAGAGAUGCUUGGAUCGAGGCUCGGUCGCUGCUGAACACGGUGGCACUCGGCUCUCAGCGCGGCUCACGUGAAGCCCUCGGGUCGCGGUUGUGCGCGUGGGGCUCGCGGUGGUGGUCUCUUGUUGUUCGAUCACGGCUUCCCCUCGGCGAUGCAUGGUCGCCCGUGGGUGGAUCUGAUCUCGUGCGCUCGUUGCUCGGCAAGACGCAGCUUGUAGUGGCGGAAAGCUCUCGGAUAUCUGCAGAUUUGGUCUCCUAUUUUAGUUGUCUUUUGUCUGAUGAUCAUUGUUGGGUUCAUGUUCUGUUAGUUGCCUUGGGUUCAGAUGCUACUGCUCUGCCGGGCUGCUCGCGACACGGCGCGAUCACGGGGUGCGGGCUCAGCUCCUACGGGCGGGAAACUCGCCCGCGUGUGCUCGAUGUUGAAGGCGGCUCGCACAGCAAGGAUGGUGUCCAGAGGUCCUCGGUGGCUCGUGAACGUGGGAAAGAUGUCGGACGUGCGAGGGUGGCGUCUCGACUUGCUCGCGGGGGAUGUGCGGCUUUAGUGCGCGCGCGGGGUUGGCAGCGGUGGCGUGCGCGGCGUGUGGUACAGCGAGGGAUUUUCCCGGCGGUUUGGCCAAGUUUUUUCGGCGAAAAACUUUGA
Molecule: messenger RNA, 1173 nt
Organism: Striga asiatica
Lineage: Eukaryota; Viridiplantae; Streptophyta; Magnoliopsida; Lamiales; Orobanchaceae
Source: the annotation of a GenBank genome assembly